This is a messenger RNA of Seriola dumerili (greater amberjack), 2127 nucleotides long. RefSeq names its product galectin-3-like (gene lgals3a). Gene Ontology annotation, cellular component: nucleus; immunological synapse. Gene Ontology annotation, biological process: negative regulation of extrinsic apoptotic signaling pathway; eosinophil chemotaxis; positive regulation of calcium ion import. NCBI's taxonomy places the organism in Eukaryota, Metazoa, Chordata, Actinopteri, Carangiformes, Carangidae. The transcript is spliced from 6 exons. Gene Ontology annotation, molecular function: IgE binding; laminin binding; carbohydrate binding. The record is from RefSeq and is a predicted model, not a curated record. Bases 172 to 1305 code for a protein of 377 amino acids.
CUUCCCUCUUCAAGAGUUGUAGUUGUUGUGUGAGCAGAUCUAACGUUAGCUUGUAGUCCUGUCCCUCGGCAGGCAGCUAAAUUAGCUGGCUAACUGGCUUCCACAGCAGGAUAAAUCAUCUCUGUUUCCCCGUUAUUAACAUCUGAGAGGAGUCCAUCUUCUGGCGAGAUCAUGGCAGAUUUCUCGCUGGCAGAUGCUUUAGGAGACGACAGCCCGAGCCAGGCAAAGAAAAUAGGCAAUAAUAACCCGUCUGCUCCUGCCAGCCAUCCCCCACCUCCUACAAAUCCAGGAUGGCCUGGUUCAGCCCCUGGAGCACCCACCCAGCCCUCUGCUCCGGGUGACUUCACUGGUGGAUCAUCCGGCCCUGGAGCACCAGGUCAGUUCCCGUUCCCUUCUGGUCCUGGAGCGCCAGGGCAAUACCCAGGACCUCCUUCAGCACCUGGUGGGUUCCCCCCUGGUCCUGGGAUACCUGGACAAUAUCCACCUGCACCAGGAGCUCCAGGGCAGUUCCCUUCCAGCCCUGGAGCCCCUGGGCAGUUCCCAGGGCAUUACCCACCUGAAGGAGCUCCAGGACAGCUACCUGGAGGCCCUGUUCCUUACCCAACUGGACCAUUUCCUUCUGGCCCUGGAGCUCCCCCUGGGCCUUAUCCAAAUGUGCCUUUCCCAGGUGGUCAGCCAGGAGGAGGAAAUGGCAUGUAUGGACCAGGCGGUCCAGGUGGAUUCCCCCCUCCAGCUGGCCCUGGCUCUUUCCCUGCGUUCCCUGCUGGAGGCUUUCCCCCAAUACCCACUGGGUCAUGGGGACCACCUGCAGGUGGAGGCUUCCCUCCUGCUCCUGGCCCCUUCGGACCUGGCCCUGGGCCUAUGUGUCCAUAUGGUGGGCCUACUGCUCCAGGUGGCAUGCUGAUGGUGCCGUAUGAUCUCCCUCUUCAUGCUGGAAUUAUGCCACGACUUUUGAUCACAGUAGUCGGGGAGCCCAUACCUGGUGCAGACAGGUUCAAUGUUGACUUCAUCAAAGGUCAAGAUGUCGUCUUUCAUUUCAAUCCUCGGUUUCAUGAGCAAACUAUUGUUAGAAACUCCAACCUGGGUGGAUGCUGGGGUCCAGAGGAGCGGGAAGGAGGCUUCCCGUUUGUUCAGGGAAGCCGUUUUGAGCUGAAGAUCCUUGUAGAGGAGGACAUGUUUAAAGUGGCGGUGGACGGCACUCACCUGCUGGAGUACGAGCACAGAGUCGGCGGGCUGGAGGAAGUCACCCUGCUGCGAGUCUGCGGAGACAUCACCCUCUACAGCGCAGCCCCGAGCAUGAUCUGAAUCUCAGAGCUACGAAGCCACAAGCUGUACAGGAGACAUAGGUCAAAUGUAACCACUGUAUUUCUGUAUUUGAAAUCCCUUCAAAUACUUUGAUGCAUUUGAUGGAAUUUGCAAGGCACAAUAGUCAGCACAGUGCAGUCUUUGCUCUCCUGGCAGAUUAACCCAGGUCUGCACACUAUAAUCCUUUUCUUUUUUUACUGGAUGACUUCCCAUUUUAUAGCAACUCACAAUCUGAUAUAUUUUAUGACAUAACAGCGUAGUAUUCAACGGGGUGAAGUGCAUUUAAAACAGAUAUUUUAAGGAAAUACUAAUUUAUUCCUAAUGAAAAGAUUGUAGGCCAAGUGGAAAAGUGUGACAAUGUCCCAAACAUUUCAUAUAUUUUCCACUAGUAUGCUGUAUUUUGUUUACAGUACGUGUAUGCUUAUUAUUCUGUCCUUUAUAUCAAAACAUUGAUAAGCCUUUGUAAUGCAUGAGAGUAUGAUGAUGCUGAAAAUCAACUAGUUCUCCUUCUCAGUCGUAUAUCAGUGCUGGCCAACACACAGUAGGCUAAUGAUGAAGUUUCUUCAAAUUUAUCUAAAUACAGACUCUGAUCUCCUCCUUUGUUCAGUAUUAAUCCUCUUGAGCUCUCGGACUGGAGGGUCGGGUGCUGUUUUACGAAUUAUGAUUUCAUGUUGAAGUCAGAUCUACUUACUCUAAAAAACAUUAGGGUCAAAUUUAAAUGUAGAAAAGGGGAGGAAAUGGGCCCUAUGAUUUGUUGCCAAAGAUAACAGUGGUAUAGUAUUUUUAGAGUGUUUGCUUAUAAAUAAAGGGGCAACAAAUGAA